This is a messenger RNA of Girardinichthys multiradiatus, 1477 nucleotides long. RefSeq names its product protein sidekick-1-like. NCBI's taxonomy places the organism in Eukaryota, Metazoa, Chordata, Actinopteri, Cyprinodontiformes, Goodeidae. The record is from RefSeq and is a predicted model, not a curated record. The transcript has 8 exons. Gene Ontology annotation, molecular function: protein binding. Bases 1 to 1236 code for a protein of 411 amino acids. Gene Ontology annotation, biological process: cell-cell adhesion.
AUGGGUAAUCUUGGUGCAGGGGAUGCCUCACUCACCAUCAAGCAGGUUCUGGAAAGUGACUCGGGCAUAUAUAUCUGUCGCGUGGAAACACCUGGCUGGUUCAAUGAUCAGAAAACUGAGAAUAUCCUCUAUGUUUAUCCAGGACGUCCCUCUCAGCCAAAUGUAGAAAUAAGAGAGCUCCAGCAAAGAGCUGUCACAGUUGGCUGGAUUCCUCCAUUUAAUGGGGGCAGAGAUAUUACAGCCUAUCUGGUUUAUUUUAUAAGAGGUGGUGCUUCAUGGGAUACUGCUGUAGGAACACAAGUUGUACUGACUCAGGUGACUCUGGCUGAUUUGCGUCCUGGCAUGACCUACGACCUCCGCAUGUUUGCAGUCAACAGUGUGGGGACGAGUGAUGCCAGCAAUGUUCUGACAUUUAAAACAUAUGAAGCAGCACCUGAGGGCCCACCCCUUGAUAUGCAGCUUCAGGCUCUCAGCUCUCAGAGUAUCAGAGUGACCUGGAAGCCUCCGGAUUUGGAACUCAGAAACGGUGUUCUGCGCAGCUACAUCGUUAAUUAUAGAGAUUAUGACUCCAGGGUUCAAACGUCGCAGUACCUUAUUGUGGCAGCUACAGGGGAUUUGGAGAGCAUCAUCCUGACCAAUCUAAAGCCUUCAACAAGGUACGAAGUGUUCAUUCAGGCCAGAACAGAUGCAGGACCAGGGCCUGCUUCCAAUGCACGUUUCUGCUCCACUCUGAAAGAAGAAACUACAGCGGCAACUAAAACCACUUCCACUGCUGCUACAACCAGGGUACGACAUACAAGCCUCUCUCCAGUGCCUCCAGAUCCACCUGUAGUUGUGCUGAAGGAGGUGAUAAACAACACAAUUUCCUUUUUCUGGACUCCUGGCUUCGAAGGCAACAGCCCCAUUACCGGUUUCUAUCUGGAGUAUAAAGCAGCAAAUGCUUCAUGGGAUUAUAACAAGACUGUCGUUUAUUCUAACGCCAACAAGACAGAGACCACCAUAACAGAGGACAAUCCUUCAACAUACAACAUCCGCAUGUUCGCUAAAAACCGUUUUGGCGCCAGUAAAGCCAGCAAUGUUCUCAAUGUGACCAUCGAAGAAAGAGGCGUUGCUUCAUCAUCCAAAUACAGUGGUUGUGUUUCACUGUAUGCUCCAAGGACAGGAUGGGACUUUAUGUUGAUAUGUUUGGUAUAUCUGCUGUGGUUCUUUGCACAAACAGUUUUUUCUCAGUUUUAAUAGCAGCAGAAGAUAGACAGCAACUUUUGAUUUGCAUGACAGCUUAAAGUAUAAUAAUGAACUACAGAAUUACACAACAUUAAAAUCAGUUGUAACACAGCACAACUCAAACAAAUGCUACUUCUUAGUUUUGAACCGGUGGUGUCCAAACUUUUCAGCACAUUGGCAUGUUAUUGUGAAAUGUAAUUGUUUUUACCUUGAUUUACAAUGAUCUGUAAAUCAACAUAAAUCCUAAACAUAA